AUGCCUCCCAAAGCUGCUGACAAGAAGCCCGCCGCCUCCAAGGCUCCCGCGACUGCUCAAAAGGCACCGGAGAAGAAGGACGCUGGCAAGAAGACCGCUGCCACUGGCGAGAAGAAGAAGCGUACCAAGGCGCGCAAGGAGACAUACUCUUCCUAUAUCUACAAGGUCCUCAAGCAAGUUCACCCCGACACCGGCAUCUCCAACCGUGCUAUGUCCAUCCUGAACUCUUUCGUCAACGACAUUUUCGAGCGUGUCGCGACCGAGGCCUCCAAGCUCGCUGCCUACAACAAGAAGUCCACCAUCUCUUCCCGAGAGAUCCAGACCUCAGUCCGUCUAAUCCUACCCGGUGAGCUGGCUAAGCACGCCGUAUCUGAGGGCACCAAGGCCGUCACCAAGUACUCGUCAUCCACAAAAUAA
Molecule: messenger RNA, 417 nt
Organism: Hypoxylon trugodes
Lineage: Eukaryota; Fungi; Ascomycota; Sordariomycetes; Xylariales; Hypoxylaceae
Product: histone H2B
Exons: 3
Coding region: 1-417 (138 amino acids)
Biological process (GO): nucleosome assembly
Cellular component (GO): nucleosome
Molecular function (GO): DNA binding; structural constituent of chromatin; protein heterodimerization activity
Source: RefSeq, a predicted model, not a curated record